AACCCGGAAGUGUGAGAGGCGAAAUCUGCCUAGCAACCGGGGAAGCCGGGCUGUGAAGCGGGCAAUUUCAGUGUGAGAAGGAGCGGCUAGACCGAGCCGCGGCUCCGAGCGCGCCGAGGCAGCUCCUUCCGCCCGGGGUCAGCGCCCCGGCGCGCGCACGCGCACCCUCGCUGCCUGAGCGCGCCCCGCGCCGCCCGCGCAGUCGGUCGGUCGGUCGUCCGUCGUCCUGUCUCCGCAGCCGCCUCAGGCGCCACCCGAGGGAGCCGUCGCCGUAGGACGCGACCACACCGGACCCGAGCGUCCUGCCCGAGGCCGGCCCGGGGCCCAGCUGCCGAUCGUGCGGAGCCGAGCAACUUCGGUUGGCCUGCACAUUGAGCCAGCACAUCCACACAAGUUGCCUUUUGACAGAGCUGUGGCCAUGGCUGCAUAGUAGGCCCAGCGUCCGGGACCGUGAGACCAGAAUGAACGAAGAAGCAUGUCGAACCCGCAGUCAGAAACGAGCCCUUGACCCUGACCUAACGGAGGAUGAUGUGGACAGCAAGAAAAUGAAAAUGGAGAGAGGAGCCUCAGAGCUAACUGUGGACAGAGACACCAGGGUGAUGCCUGAGCCGUGCGCAGGCCCAGCCCAUGGGUUGCUGAGGACAGCAGAGACCACAGCCACAGGAUCAGGCGAAGGGCUGGUAGGAGACGGGCCUGUGGACAUGCGCACCUCACACAGUGACAUUAAGUCCGAGAAGAGACCUCCUUCACCGGAUGUGAUCGUGCUCUCUGACAGUGAGCAGCCGUCAAGCCCGAAGAUGAAUGGGCUGACCACCGCAGCCUUGAAGGACACCAGCACUGAGGCGCUACUGAAAAGCAGCCCAGAGGAGCGAGAGCGGAUGAUCAAGCAGCUGAAGGAGGAGCUGAGGCUGGAGGAGGCGAAGCUGGUCCUCCUGAAGAAGCUGCGGCAGAGCCAAAUGCAGAAGGAGGCCGCAGCGCAGAAGCCUACAGCUUCCUCAGGGAGCACCGUGACCACCCCUCCCCCUCUAGUGCGGGGUACCCAGAACAUUCCUGCUGGCAAGACAUCACUUCAGACCUCCUCUGCUCGAAUGCCGGGCAGCAUCAUCCCACCGCCACUGGUCCGAGGUGGGCAGCAGGUGUCUGCCAAGCUAGGACCACAGGCCAGUUCUCAAGUAGUCAUGCCGCCGCUUGUCAGAGGGGCCCAGUGGCAUUUCUUGUCCCCUGUCUCCCAGCAGAUUCACAACAUCAGACAGCAUUCCUCCACGGGGCCACCACCUCUCCUCCUAGCCCCCCGUGCCUCAGUGCCCAGCAUGCAAAUUCAGGGACAGAGGAUCAUCCAGCAGGGACUCAUCCGUGUCGCCAAUGUCCCCAAUACCAGUCUGCUUGUCAACAUCCCUCAGCCCACCGCAGCCUCGCUGAAGGGGACAACGGUUGCCUCUGCUCAGGUCAGCUCCACUCCCACCAGCGUGGCUUCUGUGGUUGCAUCUGCCGAGUCUCCAGCCAGUCGGCAGGCUGCCGCCAAGCUAGCACUGCGAAAACAACUGGAGAAGACCCUGCUCGAGAUCCCACCUCCCAAGCCCCCUGCUCCAGAGAUGAACUUCCUGCCCAGUGCUGCCAACAAUGAGUUCAUCUACCUAGUCGGCCUGGAGGAAGUGGUGCAGAACCUGCUAGAGACACAAGCGGGCAGGAUCUCUGCUAGCACAGCUGCUGCUGUGUUAUCCCGGGAGCCUUACAUGUGUGUUCAGUGCAAGACAGACUUCACAUGCCGCUGGCGGGAAAAGGGCGGGGCUGUCAUGUGUGAGAGCUGCAUGACGACCAGCCAGAAGAGGGCGCUCAAGGUGGAGCACACCAGCCGGCUGAAGGCGGCCUUCGUGAAGGCGCUGCAGCAGGAGCAGGAGAUGGAGCAGCGGCUGCUGCAGCAGGGCGUGGGCGCCGCCAGCACGAAGGCUGAGCCUGCAGCCCCACAUCCCACACUGAAGCAGGUCAUAAAGCCCCGACGUAAGUUGGCGUUCCGCUCAGGAGAGGCCCGUGACUGGAGUAACGGGGCUGUGCUACAGGCUUCCAGUCAGCUGUCCCGGGGCUCGGCCACAACACCUCGUGGUGUUCUGCACACAUUCAGCCAGUCACCCAAACUGCAGAGUGCAGCAUCAGCCACGGCCCUGGUAAGCAGGACUGGCAGACAUUCCGAGAGAGCUGUGAGCACCAGCAAGGGUACCACCUCCAACUGGAAAAAGACGACCCUGAGCACAGGAGGGACCCUUGCCUUUGUCAGCCCAAGCUUGGCAGUGCAUAAGACUUCCUCAGCUGUGGACCGUCAGCGAGAAUACCUCCUGGACAUGAUCCCUCCACGCUCCAUCCCCCAAUCAGCCACGUGGAAAUAGUGUGAGCCUGGCCCAGCUGAGGACAGGCCCUCUGCUCUCCCGAGGCCCUGGUCUAGGACGCACAGACCACCCUCCUAACCAGUUGCCUGAGACAGCUCAGGCCUUGGCUAUCUAGCCCUGCGGUGUUCAGAAGAGGGUGCCACCCUGGUGCCCGGGAUCAGAACCAGGGACCCUCCCCGAGGGCCUUCUCCUUCCUUUUUGCCUUUAGUUUGCCCGACACCAGCAGAAACUCGGACCUUGGGGUCAGCUCUGCCUGGCCAGCAUGGGUGGGAGCUCACCCUGGACACUGUGACAUGCCCAGGCCAGCCUGGCACCGGGAGCUCCCAAAGUUGAGCCGGGGUUUAGUUUUCUUUUGACUUUUCCCAUCUUAGCCCCCCAGUCUCUGUCUCCUCAUGGCCACCUGUAGGUUGAAGUUUGGGUUUUUGUUUUUUCUUUUUUAAUCACCUCACAAUGAUGAUGGAAUUAAAAGUGAACUGUGUAGACCCAGGGUCCCUGUUGUGCAAUGUCGUCCUGGCGGACCCUGACCCCAGAGGAUGCUCUGAGUGGCAGUAGCCAGGGAUGACAGGUGCCACCAUGGCUGCAGCUGUGUCUGUUGCCACAGCCCCUGGCUCCACACUUAGCAGGAUGAACCGCAGCCCAGACCACCAGACACUCGGAGGUUCCAGGGGAAUGCUGGGCCUGUUGUGCUGGAACCAAAACUGGCUGCUGGCAGGGAGGGUACUGGGUUAUUUUUUGUGGUUUAUUUUAUUAAAAUUUCUUUCCUUUUCUUCUUUUUGAUGGACACAAGCUCAAGGUACCCAAGAGGCACCCAGGUAGCCCAGACAGAACCCCUACCGGGGCCUGGGGUCGGCAGGGUUUGCUUCCAUCGACUCCUCAGUCCACGGGGAUGUCUUUGAAAGGGCCAGGUCUACUUUAGUUUUAUCUUUGCCCCUCCCCCUCUUAAACAGUUGGUUUCAUGGUGAAGGCAGAAGCAGCACUGUGUCCAGCCGCCUGCUGCACAUCGCGGUCGGAUCCCGACCAGCCCUGGCUUCCCUUGACACAAUACAGUUAGGGACUUUAAUUUAAACCCUUGUUCUGCAGACACGACCUCUGCAGACACGCCCCUGCCUCCUCUAAUAAAGGCUCAUUUAACCCCGUG
This is a messenger RNA of Mesocricetus auratus (golden hamster), 3519 nucleotides long. RefSeq names its product GATA zinc finger domain containing 2A (gene Gatad2a). Bases 462 to 2381 code for a protein of 639 amino acids. The record is from RefSeq and is a predicted model, not a curated record. Gene Ontology annotation, cellular component: NuRD complex. Gene Ontology annotation, biological process: negative regulation of transcription by RNA polymerase II. Lineage: Eukaryota; Metazoa; Chordata; Mammalia; Rodentia; Cricetidae. The transcript is spliced from 13 exons.